CACUUUUGGGUAGUAGAAGUCAACUUGCCGCAAAGUUUCUAAUACAUUAAUAAAUAUGAACGAAAGUAUGAAGUUAUUUGAAGAAAUAGUAGGAAGCCAGUUUCAUAAUUUAUUUGUGGAUUCAUUAGAAGAGUAUUCUGACAUUGACUUUAAGGUUGCUUUGGAAAAAGUCUUAUGUGCCUCUAUGCGAAAUUCUGGAAAUUAUUCAUUAGUGCUUCGGUUGCUAAAUGGGAUCAGCAAUGAACGGACGAAUAAAAAAACUUGCCUUUGGACUUCAAUACUUUUAAAGCUAUAUGUGUCAUGCAAAGAGAGUCGGGAUGCCACCCAAAUGCUUGCAAUUCUUGGCGUACUUGCUAAGUCGGCCUACACCUCAGAGGAAUCUCGGAAAAUUUUUGGUUACAAUUACGUCAAGAAUAUUCUUGAAAUAAUAAGUAAAAAUUUUUGCUCCCCUGCAAAUAAUUUGGCGGUUCUUCGUCUUAUGGUUAUUCUGUUACAAUUUUACCCUGAAUGCAGUGUUCAAACUAGUGGCAUAGUUAAAGAUUUUGUGUCUCAAUUUAUGGAUUCCCCCAAUCAUAAUGUAAUGGAAAGUGCUGCUAAAUGUUAUCAUCAUCUGCUUUCUAUAUCGAAAUAUGGUUCGAAUAGAAUAGCAGUGAAGGAUCUUUGGAAGACGUAUCAAGAAGCACUCUUAGAUAUGUUGCAAACGUUGGCGGACUCAUUUUUAGGAGUAUUAAAUUCUCCAGUGAUUGAACCUAUUAAUUGCGAUCCUUUGAAUAUUCCCAUGUUGAAACUUUGUGAUGAUCCAAUAAAAAGAAUUUCACAAGUUUUCAUACGCUUYAAAAAUGUGGCGGUAUAUUUUAUUGUGACAUUACGGGAACCAUUUUUAAGUGAAAAACCUGUCAACACAAACAAAAUCUUUGGAAUUAUAAAAGGUGCCUUGAACGUUGUUCAUUUAUUCACAUACAGAAAAAAAACAAUUAUUGGUAUGAUGCGUAAUCUACUCCUACCUGAAUUUUAUUUCAUUCUGUUACAAAUUUUGAAGGCUUUAAUGAUAACAUUAAAAAGCAAUUUAAGAAAGAAUUAUAAACAAAUAUGGAUGAUUUUGGGAGAUAUGCUUAAACUUAGUACACAUAAAAUCGUAAUUGAACAAAAAAAAACUUAUAUGCGUUUAAAUGGGAAAAUAUUCGAUGUCAUUACUUUAUGGUGUAAAAUUGUUAAUCAAGGUAGUCGAAGUGAUUUAUUGAUUAACUUAAUGCUGAAGGAUAUGCAAGAUAUAUCCUCUACUUUAUCGAAGAUAUUAAACAGUAAAAUCUGUUCUUCAGAAACUGAUUUGGAGACCAUUGUUCAAGAACUUAUUUGUUCCAAACAAAAAUGCAUAUUCCAAGUUCUAAAUUCAUCUCCAAAUAAUGCAAAAUAUGAUAUCAAUAAGACAAUUGUGGCAAAUGUUUUAACUGCUUUUAGUGGGAUGUAUGAUCUAUCACUGAAUAAAUAUAAUUAUAAAUGUCGGACUGAUUUUGUUUCAACUCUAUUCUCGAUGUUUACAGCAAAUAUUUAUUUAGAUCGAUCAACAGCUGAAAUUUUUGUCAACAUAUUACGACAUAUACCUUUAACAGACCAAAGGAUUGAAGAUACUAAAUAUGCCUUAAUGAUGCUACAUUUGGAAAGCCGCAUACACCCUCAAAAGAAUAAUUCUUCGAUUGAGAUUGAUCUAGGAAUUGGUUUUCCAAUGCUAGAAGAUGUCUCAAUAAAAUCAAAUUAUGUUAAUAAGAUGAGUGUAAAAUCUACAGGAGAUAUAACGAAAACAG
Messenger RNA from Bactrocera latifrons, 1802 nucleotides. RefSeq lists its product as uncharacterized. The annotation marks the transcript as partial. The record is from RefSeq and is a predicted model, not a curated record. Gene Ontology annotation, biological process: rRNA processing. Lineage: Eukaryota; Metazoa; Arthropoda; Insecta; Diptera; Tephritidae. Gene Ontology annotation, cellular component: nucleus. The transcript has 8 exons.